Messenger RNA from Felis catus (domestic cat), 5392 nucleotides. RefSeq lists its product as uncharacterized. The coding region runs from base 1 to 645 and encodes 214 amino acids. The transcript has 5 exons. The record is from RefSeq and is a predicted model, not a curated record. Lineage: Eukaryota; Metazoa; Chordata; Mammalia; Carnivora; Felidae.
AUGGGGCUCCAGAGGUUCCUCACGACCUCGCGCUUAAAAAGUGUAUCGCCCACUCGUCCAUGCAAAUCAGUCUCCGCGAGUGAGGGGAAGGGCUUACUAACUGUGUUUCGAUUCUCGAAACCUCGGGAAGUGCCUGGGAGCUCCGGGCAAGCCCGAGGAGACGCGGGGGCGGAGCCGCGAGGUUGCGUCCAACUCGUGCGCACGAGCCGCUCCGGGCGGCCGGGAGCGCGGCGUGGGCCAGCGCGCGUCACCGAGCGGACGCCCCGGCGGGUCGGGCGGCUGGGCGGGCGAGCGGCCAAUAGCCGAGGACGGCGCGGGCCCGGGGUGCGGCGCGGAGAGCGCGCCGCCGCUGUGUCGUGCGAAGAGCUGCUGCGCGCGCCCGGACGCACCGCGGCGCGUUCUCCCGCGGACAGAGGAAGCGAAGCGCGUUCGUCCCAAGCUAAGGACUUGUCAAGGAGGUCAGCAUACUCAGAAGUGACACAGGUGCCUUUUACACUGCUAAGCACUGGAAAUACCUGCAAGGUAUCUGUGAUGGCUGUGGAUCAUGACCAGAAGACAUCAUUUCCCUUCGUCCUUUCUGCAGCUUUCCAAAAGAUUCAUGUCAAUAUCCAAAGCUGCUUUGAGAUCAAAGAGAUUCCUGUGUGAGAAGGAGGUCCACGGAGUACAGGGUGAACAGGCAGCUGAUGCCAAACAGGCAGGGGAGUCUGAUUGUGGAGACCAACUUUCAAGUCACCAAAAAUAUCAGCUGACUUACAGAAGUAGGAAUCACAGAAUUGUAGAGCUUGGAAACCCAAUGGUACAUAAGAGAAAACCUAAUCUGACAUCUUUAUCUCAUAAUUAAUUUUAUUGAAGGAGAGAAAGCAUCCCAAGGCCAUAAAGCCAACUGCAAAAAAAAAAAAAAAAAAAAAGUUAAAAUAAUCACAAAUAAUGCUACCAGAAAUCCUGAGAGUCUUAGCCCAAACCAUGAUUUUCCAGAAUAAAAAUUAAGUGACACAUUCAUCAUUAAGCACCCACAUGUAGGUGGGGAAGAGCUUCAAGACACUGUGGAGGAAGAAAACCAAGAGUGAAGAGUCCUUUGCAAAAAAGUGGAAAUUAGUUUUAUCAUCUUACUCCAUUUACUUAUGUCUACAAACUCUUAAGAAUGAAUUAGAGAAACAUUUGCUGAAAAAGUGAAAAACUCCUUUGGACUAGGACAUCUUUUGUUAUGUUUAGGAACAGCUUUGACCAAAGUUUGAUUUCCAUGGUGACUUCCAAGAAGUUAGAUUCAACAGGGGACCUACAAAGAGAUGACUCUGAUCAUAAGAAGAGAAGCACUAAUACAGGAUCCUGUAUGAAAAGACUGGGAGGACACAAAGGAGAAAUUUUGCCCACUCUGCACUCUGGCCCAUGAUGUGAUAUCCAGCACUAACUGUGGUACCAUCCUGGCUUAAUCACAAGACUUAUAAGGUUGAAACCAUGAUUCUAAAAUAGACCUUAUAUAAGCAAAUCUACUAUAGAAUUUGGGUCUACAAAGGAGGAUAAAUAUAGUAAUACAGUGUAAAGCUGCAAGUUAAUACACACACACUAGCAAAUAAUGUCCCCAGAAUUAACUCAAAAUUUUACUGAAGGAAACUUAAGUUGUCGUAUUUAUCAGUACAAUGAGUAAAUGUUUGCCUUCUUUGUCAAUAGGUAGUAAAGGUACUUAAAUAGUAUAGGUACCUGUUUACUUAUUAGGCUGGUGUUGAUUCCCUUGUUGCUCUGGGAGAUGGUUAAAGUUGAUUUCACACUCUAGCCAAAAGGCUUCAUAUCUCUACUUUGGGAGGAGCGGAUGGCUUCUAUUGCUGAAAGCCAAGGUGUUCUCUAUGUGAUCAGGCCCUGCCUGUGUGUUUGUUUAAAGCAUUUCUAGCAGUGUUGGUGUUACUCUAAGUAACCAGGAAUUGUUUUCUUUUUUGGAUAUCGUAACACAUUUACACUGGCAUUCAUGACAGUAUUCAGGAGGAAGAAAUGAUAAUAUGAGAUUAGCAGCUAGGUGAUUUGCUAUGUAUCCUAGGUGGACUAUUGACUAUUUCCUGAACAUACAAGCUCUUUCAUGCCUAUGUUAAUUGCACACUCCAUCUUAGCUGCUUAGAAUACCCUUUCUUUCCCAACAGUGCAUUCCUAGCCACCCUGAAGACUCAAUUUUCUUUAUCUUUUGUAUUAGAGAAUACUAUAUGUAUAGCAUUACAGAUUGCUUUUCUCAUCUAACAAUACAUUUAGGAGACUCUAUACUCCAUCAUUCUAUAUCAGCAUAUAUAGAUGUAUUUUUAAUAAUCCACUGCCAGUUUCUCUUGGGUCACAUAACAUAAUCUGUUUAACCAACCACUUACUGAAGGAUAUUAGUUGUGUCUGCUGUGUGAAAUUACACAAAAGGCUUCAAAGAUCCUGAUUUUGUAUGUAUGUAUCUUUGAAUGCAUGUGAGCAUAUAGCUAGAAAUUACUGGGUUAAAGAGCAUAUUUAUUUUAAAUUAAAAGAAUGCGUCUUUUAUAGUUAUCCCUGUUAAACUUCACUUUGUUUGUCUCGACCAUUCUGCCAGCUGGUUUUGAGUGGUUCACUGCAUUAAACCACCCCUCUCCCCAGCCUUGUGCUUAUGCCCUUCCAUAAAGUACAGCAUUGUCUUCUUAGUCCAAGUUUCUGGUCACAGUGUGCAGUGUGUGCAUUGACCAGGGCCUGUCUGCCCAUCCUGACAAUAUCCCAUGGGGCCUCUUAGUCCUGGGCUUGUUACAGAGGCUCAGUUUCCUAUGUCUGAGCUCUGAAACAUGCUUAGAAGAACUCUCCUGCAAAGACACUGUAAACGGGGACGUUUCUGCCAUAUUUAAAUGAGUGUUGCUCACCCACCUCACACCACUCAUCCUGCCUUCUCGUAGUUGUUUUUGUCAGCUGUAUAAUCAAUCCUGGUGACUCAUAUCUUAACUACUGAGGGAAAGAAGAUGAAGGAAAAGCUCAGAGAAACAGGUUCCUGAUUUAGCAUAUAAAAUCUACUGACUAAAUGAACAGAAGUUCCGGGUUUGUUUUCCAUCAACUAAUAUACUUAAAUGUUACAAAAUCAUCUGAUUUAUCAGAUACAUUCACAGAAAGUUUCUUUUUUUUCUUCUUUCCUUUAAAAUGGUAAAUUUGGCUCCAUAGCUCAGGGGUUAGAGCACUGGUCUUGUAAAAUAGUAAAUUUAAUUAUUGAAAAACAAACCCGACCACUGGUUGACCUAACUCAAUCCCCAUUGCCCUUCGUUUCAUUUCUUAUUAUGCUCAUCUUAUUUUCAUCUGCAGAUGACUAAAAUUUAUUCAAAUUCCUUAGCCUAUCCAUCCAGAUCUUUUCCCCAGAUCUUUUUAAUCAUGAACACUGCCUACACAUACCCACAGAACUAUGUCUCAGGGCAUGAGAUGUCCACACUCCUCUUCAGAGGACAAAAGGGCGGGGUAGGCAGGAAGGGAUAGACUUCUUUCAAAUCACAGCAUGUCUAGACUUAUACCCAAAUACAUUGGUUCAUGAUAAAGUAGUAAGUAGGACUUUUGUGGAAAAAUAUAUGGUAGAGAAAACAACACAGAAGCUUACAUCCUUUGAAAAUUGGACAUAGCAUAGGGUUUAGGAAUUGUCUAGCCACAGGUUGUUUACAUGUGGUCUGAGCAUUUUCUUAAUGUGAUCCUGUACUUAACUGUAUAUAGGUUCAGCCAGAAAAGAGAAAGAUGAACAUCAAAGUUGUUGCAAUGCCAGAAGAAAAUUACAGGGUGUUUCCAUGUUUGAAAGAUCACUAGUUUUCACUAUUCGUUUAGGGCAAUGAAUUAUCCAUAAAUAAAAACCUUAAAGACCUCUGACCAAAAACAUAUACUGUGUUUACAGAAAGUACAAGUUUAAUGAGUAGGAGCUCCUAUCACAAAAGAUCAAGUGUACUCAAUUAGGAAAAAAGAAUUAGAGGAACUAAAGACAUUGAAGUAGUUUUGGAAACAUUCUGCCAACACAUUCUAGAGGUGUUUUCUUUUUUUCCCCAAUAUUGAUUUAUUACUAUUACAAAAUAAAACACUAAAAAGGUUUUAAUAACUAAUUUUAUUUAGAAAUAUUUGUGGGGUGCCUGGCUGAGUCAGUUGAUAGAGCAUGCAACUCUUGAUCUUGGGGCUGAAGGUUCGAACCCCAUGUUGGGUGCAGAGAUUAUUUAAAAAGGUUUGUAACUAAUAAUGACUUCCACUUAUUGCUUGCUUACUCUGUGCCAGGAACCAUACUUAUAAGUUUACAUGCAUCAUCCCAUAUGAACCUCACAACAGUCCUGUUUAUUGGUCAGCACAGGUUCUGUAGCUAUGACAAAUAAACCCAUAUAUCUCAACACAAUUAACAACAUGCAAGUUUAUUCUGAUGAAAUUCGGGUCAGGUAACUUUCAAGGGUGGAUCUUCUCCUUCCAGAUCACUUCAACAGGGAACAGUUAAAGAUUGCACAAUAGCAAGAAAAUUCUUUGGACUAGAAGUGACAUAGAUCACUCACUUUUUUUCACACCUCAUUGGCCAGAAUGAAGUCAUAUGUCCAGACAUAGCUGCAAAGGAGCUUGGAAAUGUAAAGAAGUACAUGAAUAUUUUGUAAGCAGUAAGUGUCUUUCAUAUUCUAUAAAGUAGACAUUAUCUCCAUCUCAUAGAUGAAGAAAGUGAAGCAUUUCCAUACAUUCUAAGCUAAGGGAAGUAAAUCUGGAAUUCAAACCCUAAACUCCAACCAGCUGCUCAGCUCUGGGAGCCAUUUUUGUUUUGCAAAUGGUGAUACAAUGCCUUAUUCAUCUUUUUAUAAAUUCUAUAUACUGACAAAUCAGUAAAUGAAUUGAAUAUAGAUAUAAUAUGGCUUUUCCAUGAAUUAAGUCAUGUAAUUAUUUCUUAACUCCUUAAUUACAUUAUAAUUGACAGAGUCCCAUACUUGUUAUCUCUACAAUCCGAGAACACAGAACUCACAAUGAAAGUUCAUUAAAUAUGUGUUAGUUGACUGAAACCCAUUUUUAGCUUCCCAUUAGUACUUUCAGUUUUGGCUUGAUAUUUGCAUUUUUACCUUGUGAUAGCAGAAGAAUAAAUAAAGACAAAGUCCUUUCAAGAAAAAAAAGAGAUUUAUUUAUUUUCAUUUUUCUUGGCUUGCUUGAUUUUUAAUUCAGAUAAAACAGCAAUUUAAAAAUUACUAAAAGCUGACACAUACCAUAGAGUAGCAGAAAAGGAAACAUUGCUUCCAGUCAGUCAUCAUGAUUUGGCUAUUGUAUUCUUUUUAACACAUUAUUUUCUAUUUCUAGGAUAGUUAUGAUUUUACAUGAGUUUUUACCAAAUUUCUUUCUCUGCCUUUCCAUAUUUUUAAAAAUUUUCUAGGGGCGCCUGGGUGGCGCAGUCGGUUGAGCGUCCGACUUCAGCCAGGUCACAAUCUCG